Molecule: messenger RNA, 1980 nt
Organism: Sapajus apella (tufted capuchin)
Lineage: Eukaryota; Metazoa; Chordata; Mammalia; Primates; Cebidae
Gene: TBCE
Product: tubulin folding cofactor E
Exons: 17
Coding region: 178-1761 (527 amino acids)
Biological process (GO): protein folding
Cellular component (GO): cytoplasm
Molecular function (GO): alpha-tubulin binding
Source: RefSeq, a predicted model, not a curated record
UCUAUGCUCCAGUGGCCUUAGCUCACUUCCGUGGAGGCGGGACUUCCGGCCUUCCUACAGCACUUCCGGCCAGAGCUUAAAGCUUCGCUGCUGGACAGUCUGCGGGAGGUGCCGCGGCUCAGAACACCUGGUCUCUCGGCGCGCAGAUCUUAUAUUUUGGAUUCUGGAUAUAUUAUAAUGAGUGACACGUUGACAUUGGAUGUCAUUGGUCGAAGAGUUGAAGUUAACGGAGAACAUGCAACAGUACGUUUUGCUGGUGUUGUCCCUCCUGUGGCAGGACCCUGGUUAGGAGUAGAAUGGGACAAUCCCGAAAGAGGAAAGCAUGAUGGGAGCCACGAAGGGACUGUGUAUUUUAAAUGCAGGCACCCCACAGGAGGAUCAUUUAUUCGUCCGAAAAAGGUAAAUUUUGGAAUAGACUUUCUUACUGCAGUUAAGAACCGCUAUGUGUUAGAAGAUGAACUGGAGGAAGAUGGAAAAGAACAAAUUGUUACAAUUGGAAAUAAACCUGUGGAGACUAUUGGUUUUGACUCUAUUAUGAAACAGCAAAGUCAGCUGAGCAAGUUGCAAGAAGUUUCUCUGAGGAACUGUGCAGUAAGUUGUGCUGGUGAGAAAGGAGGAGUUGCCGAGGCAUGUCCCAAUAUUAGAAAUGUUGAUUUGUCAAAAAACCUGUUGUCGUCUUGGGAUGAAGUGAUACACAUUGCUGAUCAGCUCAGACACCUGGAAGUCCUUAAUCUCAGUGAAAAUAAACUAAAAUUUCCCUCCGGUUCAGCACCUCUAACUGGAACGUUUUCUGCACUGAAGGUGUUAGUCCUCAACCGAACAGGAAUAACGUGGGCUGAGGUGCUGCGGUGUGCCGCGGAGUGCCCAGGCCUUGAGGAGCUCUACCUCGAGUCUAACGAGAUUUUCAUUUCCGAAAGGCCAACAGAUGUUCUCCAGACAAUCAAGUUAUUAGACCUUUCCUCUAAUCAAUUAAUUGAUGAAAAUCAGCUAUUUCUGAUAGCCCACCUGCCCAGGUUAGAACAAUUAAUCCUCUCUGACAUUGGAAUUUCUUCGAUACAUUUUCCGGAUGCUGGAAUCGGGUGCAAAACAUCCAUGUUCCCGUCCUUGCGGUACCUUGUAGUAAAUGACAAUCAGAUAUCACAAUGGUCCUUUUUCAAUGAGCUAGACAAGUUACCAAGCCUGCGGGCUUUGUCCUGCCUAAGAAACCCCCUGACCAAAGACGACAAAGAUACUCAGACCACGAGGCAGCUUAUUAUCGCCAAAAUUGGCCAGCUGAAGACCCUGAACAAAUGUGAGAUUCUCCCAGAGGAGAGGUGGGGAGCUGAGCUUGACUACCGAAGAGCUUUUGGAAACGAGUGGAAAAAGGCUGGUGGACACCAGGACCUGGACAAAAACAGACUCAGCGAAGAAUUCCUCAUGGCCCAUCCUAGAUACCAGUUCCUCUGCCUGAAAUAUGGUGCACCUGAAGAUGGGGAACUCAAAAGACAACCACUUAUGCUCAAAAACCAGCUACUAACACUGAAGAUAAAAUACCCUCAUCAACUUGAUCAGAAAGUCCUAGAGAAACAACUGCCAGGCUCCAUGACAAUCCAAAAGGUGAAGGGAUUGCUGUCACGUCUUCUCAAAGUUCCGGUGUCAGAUCUUCUGUUGUCCUAUGAAAGUCCCGAGAAGCCGGGCAGAGAAAUUGAGCUGGAGAAUGACCUAAAGUCAUUACAGUUUUAUUCUGUGGAAAACGGAGAUUGUCUAUUAGUGCGAUGGUAACAACCAACUAAUAAAAUUUAGAGACUAUACUGCUUAUGUCUGGGGUUCACCAGAAAUAAAUGCUUCACUGGAACAAUUCUGCCAAAAAAAAGUGGGGGGUUACUACUUGCCCUAAGUAUAACAAGGGACGUAGUUUAACAAUGGAUGUAUUUUUUGUCGGGAAGCGACCAUUUCUAGGCUAAUACAUAAUAGCUAUAAUAAAGGCUUUGAACCUCCUAA